GUGAAAGACGAAAUUAGUUGUACUAGUUCAACUUCUCUCUUUCAUCAUUGACUACUUAUAAUUGGUAGGAUUAGUGAAGUCAUUCCACGAUAAGAAACAAGACGAUUAGAGUAUUUGAUUCCAAUAUGGUGAUUCCAUUAAUUGAAACAGACUUGGGAACAUUGCAAGGAGUUUUUGAAGAAAAUAUAAAUGGAGGAACUUAUGUGGCAUUCAAAGGUAUUCCUUAUGCGUUACCCCCUGUGGGUGAUUUACGAUUUCGAGAUCCGGUACCGAAUGUUCCAUGGACAGGAAUAAGAGAUGCUACAGAAUUCGGUGAAGUAUGUUGUCAAUAUGAUUCGGGUACAGGCAGAUGUAUUGGCAGUGAAGAUUGUCUUUACCUGAAUGUGUAUAUGCCAAAUUUGGAUUUAUCAAAUUUGAAAGCCGUGAUGAUUUGGAUACACGGAGGGGCAUUCAAAAAUGGAUCUGGAAAUGACGAUGUUUAUGGUGUCGAUUAUCUCAUCAAAUCAGAUGUCGUUAUUGUCACUUUAAAUUAUCGUCUGGGUUGCCUAGGUUUUUUACAUUUGGGAGACAAAGCUGCAUCCGGGAAUCAAGGAUUAAAAGACCAAGUAAUUGCCCUAAAGUGGGUAAAACGAAAUAUUUCACGAUUUGGCGGUGAUCCGAACAAUAUAACAAUGUUCGGUCAAAGUGCUGGGAGUGUUUGUAUACAUUAUUUGGCUUUGUCUCCGAUGGCGCGUGGACUAUUCCAAAAAGCAAUUCUUCAAAGUGGAUUGAUAUCAACUAUAGCUAGAGCAACAAGUCUCGUGCAAGUAGGUAAUAGACUCGCGAGUAUUUUAGGAGUUAGUAUAGCAAAUCCGAAGGCUCUCGUAGAGUAUUUGCGAACAGUCAAAGUGGACAAAUUGAUCGAAGCUCAAGAGGAACUUGUAACUCCAGAAGAACAUGCAGCCCUGGUAUUAUCUUUUAUUCCGGGACCCGAUGGAGUUUCUGAUAAUCCAUUUUUUCCCGAGACUGAAUCAGAUGCUAUGAAGCUAAAAAUUUCUAUUCCUUGCAUCCUCGGCUACGUCAACGAGGAGUUUUCAGCCAAGCAAGAUUUAUGCACAGCAGCCUCCGGCAUUUCAAAAUCAUUGUUUCCAGUAAUAAUUCAGGAUUAUUACAAUGAUAGGAAUCUUCCCAUCCAUAAAAUCGUCAAGCACUAUAUGGGUGAGGAUGUGGAUGAUGAGAGAAUCAUUCCAAAAUUCGUUCACCUUGCUACUGAUGCAGUUUUUCUUUCUUCUAUGCACGCGAUGUUUGAGACCCAGAGGAAAAUUUCUGAUGCGCAGAUGUUCUAUUAUAAGUUUUCUUUUGAGAGCAGGAAAACAUUGAUGAAAAUGAAGUUUACUUUUCCUGGUACGGGUCAUGGUGACGAUCUGAGCUUCCUCUUUUAUCAUAAACUAAUGGGUAAAUUGGGACGAAAACCUCUUUGUUUAGACGCCAUUCACAAUCGCAUUAUUCAAAGAUUUGUCGACAUGUGGACGAACUUUGCUAAAACAGGGAAUCCAACGCCGAAAAUAACGAAACUGAUACCGGUUAUCUGGGAGCCCAUUGAUAAGACGAAAUUCCAUGAAUACAAAUAUUUGAAAAUUACUGAUGCGCUUACGAUGGAGUCAGAGGAGAAUCAUUUCCAGAGCUUGAUUCAGAAUAUUGAGAAGUCUAAGUAAGAUUAUUUCUCUCUCCAAGGUUUCCUUGAGAAUAAUACACCAAAUAAUAACAAAAUCAAAAUUUUCCGGCGAAAGAGUGGAGCUUUCGUAACGGCUAGUGAAUGUUCGUGUGUGGAAAUUUAAUAGAUAAUUCUAGUGCUUUAGCUAGGAAAUUCCUUCAGUUGUCCUUGAAAAUUGUAUUAUAAUUAUAAAAAAAAAAAUUCAACACCAUUUCGAAAGUGUAAUGAAAUUUUGGCCUCCGCAGCCAAAUGAACACUUUCGUCUGUUAAAAAAUCAUUGAAAAAUAGUCGAAUGAUUGAUUCAUGCCUUGCACUCGUUUUGCGAUGCGUCCAUUAUGGUAACGCUGCUAAGGGUUGCACAGAAAAUUACGUUUCUACAGAAAUUCACUGUUUCCUUUGAGUUAACUUAUUUAAAAAAUUGAACAAUUUUGUUACGUACUCCACUUCAAAUUGAAGAAUAAACGAGGUUGGUUCCUCAAUAGAAUGGAACUACGUAAGUGCAAACUACUAAAUAUUGGCAUAAAAACCCUAGUCAAGAUCUACAGAUCUGAACAAUUGUAGUCCCGAUCAAUAGAUCUUAGGUAAGACUGAAGAUCCUGUUCGGCCACUAGUAUUGAGAAAAGUUUAGAGAAAAUUAUUGUGUUGAAUAAAUAUCGCGGGAUUCGAUUAUAUUACGAAUGGGAAUCAAGAGAAAAUUCAGUGCGGUAAUGAGAAUAUCCAGUAUAUCCGCUGAGGGUUUAACUAAUGAAAAGUUACUUGAUAUUGCCACUGUGGAAAUUGAUCCAAUAUUCCUAUUAGAAAGCUAAUGAAGAUGAUUGAAGAUCGUAGAAGCCACAAAGUCGGUAAGAUUAAUAGAAUCAAACUAGAUUUCAGUCAAUAGCUUGUAAUGUUGAACAAAAUCACAAUUUAAUUUAGAUAAAUUGCUAUCUUUGAUCGGGAUAUUUUUUAUUGAAUUUAUUACAUUGCUCUUCAAAGACACAAGUAUGUUAGGCAGGUUCUGGACCACGCAUCUGUUGGACAAGGCGCUAGCAUCGCGAAAAAUAAUAAGAUCGAUGACGUCAUUGAUGAUGUAUCGUUGACCUAUGACAUCAUCAUGAUGUCAUCCUGAUGACUCAUUGGUGAUUCAUUGAGUGAAUCAUUGGUGAUCUACGAGGCCAUCAUGAUAAUAAUGUAAUCUUUAAAGACUCACUGAUAACCGUUCAACUCGAUUUAAGUAUUAAUUAAUUAUUUUACUUAUACUGUAACUAUAGUUAAGGGUAGAUAAAGUAAUAAAACGUUGAUUUAUUCAUUUUUUCAACA
This is a messenger RNA of Diachasma alloeum, 2992 nucleotides long. Its product is annotated as para-nitrobenzyl esterase. The record is from RefSeq and is a predicted model, not a curated record. The coding region runs from base 126 to 1694 and encodes 522 amino acids. Lineage: Eukaryota; Metazoa; Arthropoda; Insecta; Hymenoptera; Braconidae. The transcript is spliced from 8 exons.